AUGGAGACUUUGCACCUGGCUCCAUUCUUAGUGCUUAAAUAUCCCAACCUGAAGCUGAAGAAGCCACCCUGGCUGCACAUACUAUUGGCCAUGACUGUGUAUGCUCUGGUGACAGUGUCUUACUUCCUCAUCACUGGAGGAAUAAUUUUUGAUGUUAUUGUUGAACCUCCAAGUGUUGGCUCUAUGACUGAUGAACAUGGGUAUCAGAGGCCAGUACCUUUCUUGGCCUACAGAGUAAAUGGACGAUAUAUUAUGGAAAGACUUGCAUCCAGCUUCCUGUUUACCAUGGGAGGUUUAAGUUUCAUAAUCCUGGACCCAUUGAACGCACCAAAGAUCCCCAAACUCAAUAGAUUUCUUCUUCUAUUCAUUGGAUUUGUCUGUGUCCUAUUAAAUCUUUUCAUGGCUAGAGUAUUCAUGAGAAUGAAACUGCCACGGAGUCUCGCUCUGUCGCCCAGGCUGGAGUGCAGUGGCGCGAUCUCGGCUCACUGCAAGCUCCACCUCCCGGGUUCAUACCAUUCUCCUGCCUCAGCCUCUCCGAGUAGCUGGGACUACAGGCGCCCGCCACCACGCCCGGCUAAUUUUUUGUAUUUUUUAGUAGAGAUGGGGUUUCACCGUGGUCUCGAUCUCCUGACCUCGUGAUCCGCCCGCCUCGGCCUCCCAAAGUGCUGGGAUUACAAG
This is a messenger RNA of Symphalangus syndactylus (siamang), 678 nucleotides long. RefSeq names its product oligosaccharyltransferase complex subunit OSTC-like. Gene Ontology annotation, cellular component: oligosaccharyltransferase complex. The record is from RefSeq and is a predicted model, not a curated record. Lineage: Eukaryota; Metazoa; Chordata; Mammalia; Primates; Hylobatidae.